Molecule: messenger RNA, 6637 nt
Organism: Lepidothrix coronata (blue-crowned manakin)
Lineage: Eukaryota; Metazoa; Chordata; Aves; Passeriformes; Pipridae
Gene: MINAR1
Product: KIAA1024 ortholog
Exons: 4
Coding region: 197-2959 (920 amino acids)
Biological process (GO): negative regulation of cell population proliferation; negative regulation of TOR signaling
Cellular component (GO): plasma membrane
Source: RefSeq, a predicted model, not a curated record
AGCCCGGCGCUAUGGCAUCCUGCCGGGGCUUCGGGCUCGGGCUCUUCCUCCUCUUCCUCCUCCUCCUCCUGGCCGGGAAGCGGCUGCUGCAGCAGCAGAGCCAACCGUGACGGCCGCGCUGCCCCGGCCAGAAGCAGGCGGAGCCCCCAGAAGUGGAACGCAGUUUCCAGGCUAAACAACAAAAUACGCGUAAGCCAUGGAGUCCAACCAGGAAUCCUCACUCUUCCUGGUGAAGAUACUGGAGGAGCUGGACACAAAGCAGAAUACUGUUUCUUACCAGGAUCUCUGCAAGUCCCUGUGUGCAAGGUUUGAUUUAUCCCAGUUGGCCAAGCUCAGAAGCGUGCUGUUUUACACUGCUUGCCUGGAUCCUAAUUUCCCAGCGACUUUGUUCAAAGACAAAAUGAGAUGCACUGUAAACAAUCAGCAAUCAAAGAAAAUCAUGGUUGCAGCAGAUAUAGUAACAAUAUUCAACCUCAUACAAAUGAACGGGGGAGUGGCCAAGGAGAAGCUUCCAGUUGCAAGGCAUAAAGUGAAGAAGAAAGAGUCCUUUGAGUCCUGUAGGUCUGACACAGAAAUCUGCAAUAUGGCAGACUGCGUGCCCGACUGCAUGCCCAACUGCGAGCUGAACGACCAGGAGUUCAGCCAGGGCUUUCCAGUCAGAAGGUCUUCAAAAUGCAGAAAGAUGGACUGCAAAGACUGCCAGCAGUUUGUCCCCUCAUCAGAACCCAACUUUUUGCUUGGCGUUAGUAAGGACAUGAAGGGCCGGGCUGCCUCUCUGGACAGGCUGCAGGCACUGGCGUCCUACUCCAUCGCCACUUCCCCACCAUGUGAGAUGCAGAGUACAUAUUUCCCCAUGAACAUUGAAAAUGAAUCUAUUUCAGACCAGGAUUCCUUGCCUAUAAGUGCAGGCAUAAAGGAAACUUUCAUUUCAAAUGAUGAGCCUUUCAUGAUGCAGUCGUGUGUCCAGAAAAGAAAUAUAUUCAAAGAAGAUUUUCAUAAUCUGAUUACAAUAUCUCCCAACUUAAUACCAUCCAACAAAACGCCAGAAGAUGGACACAGAGAGCCUCAAAACAGGAAAGAAAGCUCUAAGCAGACUUUCUUUAACCACAGCUUUGAAAUGCCAUACAGCAGCCAGUACCUGAAUCCAGUUUAUUCUCCUAUGCCAGACAAAAGGCGAGUGAAGCAUGAAAGUUUAGAUGAUCUUCAAGCUUCAACAUAUUUUGGCCCAACUACUGUUCUUGGACCCCAGGACACCAAAAAGUGGACUGGAAAGCCAACCAAGCAGACUGCCUGGCCAGCUAAAAGCUGGAGUUUAAAUACUGAGGAGGUCCCUGACUUUGAACGAUCAUUUUUUAAUAGGAAACAGUCUGAAGAGAAACCACGAUACCAGGCUUCCAGCAACCCAUCUCCAAACUUUCCUUCAGUUGACAGACAUCAGUCCUACCUAAAUGCGAAGGAUCAGCAACCAAUUAUGCAGGCAAACUACGCUGUGAAACCCAAUGGGCACAAACCCAAGGAGAUUCCGUCCAUUCUAGAUGUGGAGAAACAUGAGCCAGUCAAAAAGUUUAAGGAUAAAAGCAUUAAUUGUACUUCUGUCCAGAUCUUAAGCAUUGACAGGACCAUGAGUGUUGGGACACAAACGGAGCAGCAAGUUCUGGACCACAAGAAAUGCAAGGAUCUGUGUGCAGCUGGCCAAGCCAAGUACAGCGAACGGCACUCUCUUAAGCAGUCGGAUGAUGACUCUGAAAUUGUGAGUGAUGACAUCAGUGACAUUUUCCGGUUUUUGGAUGACAUGAGUAUCAGCGGCUCCACGGGAGUGAUGCAGUCUUCAUGCUACAACAGCACUGGUUCCUUGUCUCAGGUGCAUAAAUCAGACUGUGAGAGCUCACCUGAGCACAAUUUGACUAAGAUCUCCAAUGGGAGUGCCUGUAACAAAUUGGAUAAAGUGGUCCGGGCAGACAUCAGUAACACAGAUGAUGAACUGAAAACGAGUGUCUGCAAAUUGGUCUUGAGGAUUGGCGAAAUAGAGAAGAAACUGGAAUCUCUCUCAGGUGUCCGAGAAGAAAUCUCUCAAGUCCUGGGAAAAUUAAGCAAGCUGGAUCAAAAAAUCCAGCAGCCAGAGAAGGUCAGUGUACAAAUAGAUCUCAAUUCUUUGACAAGUGAUGCCGCAUCAGAUGAGAGUAACUCCCCGCAGAUAUUUCAGUGCCACAAUACUCCUCAUGGAGGCAAACUGGAGAACAAUCCAGAAUGGUGCUGUUCAGAUGCCAGUGGAAGUAAUAGUGAGAGUCUUCGAGUAAAAGCCUUAAAAAAAAGUUUGUUUACUAGGAGGUCAUCGAGAUCCUUAACAGAAGAAAACAGUGCAACCGAAUCCAAAAUAGCAAGUAUUUCCAACUCUCCCCGAGACUGGAGAGCUAUUACUUACACCAACAAAGUUGGCAUUACAGAGGAGGAAAUGAAAGAGAGAGAUGGAGGAGAAAAUAAGGAUUGGCACAGGAAACCUAAAGAGGCAGACAGGCAAUACGAAAUCCCACAGCCACAUAGACUCUCUAAACAACCAAAAGAUGCUUUCUUGAUUGAGCAAGUCUUUAGUCCUCAUCCCUACCCUGCAUCACUCAAGUCACACAUGAAAAGCAACCCCCUGUACACAGACAUGAGGCUGACGGAGCUGGCUGAAGUGAAACGCGCCCAGCCGUCAUGGACCAUAGAGGAAUACACGAGGAAUUCGGGGGAUAAAGGCAAGAUUGCAGCGUUGGAUCUACAAACUCAAGAAUCUUUAAACCCAAACAACUUAGAAUACUGGAUGGAAGACAUUUAUACUCCUGGCUAUGAUUCCUUAUUAAAACGGAAAGAAGCCGAGUUCAGAAGAGCAAAGGUUUGCAAGAUCGCUGCCCUGAUCACAGCAGCAGCUUGUACUGUUAUUCUGGUCAUCGUAGUUCCCAUUUGCACAAUGAAAUCCUGAACCUGUGGACAGACCCGUGACUCCCAGCCACGUGUAUCUCAGAUAGCUCACGCUGUGUUUCAACUGGCUGAUGGCAAAACUGUAAGGAAUUUGCUAAGGAACAAUGUUGUGAGGAUAUACUGAUGGAGAGUGCUGUAAAUGAAGGCAAACUACAAAACAGAUAGAGAAACAUUUUUGGAAAAGUCUUAUUUUAAAUAACAGACUGUGUGGUGAAGUUAAUGGGAACUUGGUUCAAUUUUUAUGCAUUUUUUAAAGUGCAAUAUUUUUUUUUCCUAAAGAAAUGAUAUUAUGUUUUACAGAAUCAGAGACUGAUGAGAAUCCAGGCAAAAGAAGAAGGUUAUCUGAGCUAUGUUGCAUUUAAUGGAGGUGUGGGUACAUGGAGGUAGCACUGUAUAGAAGGGAAUGUUCUAUAUGCAUUACAUCAGGGAGCUAGGAAAGUCUUAAAGCUCUCUACAAUGUAGAAAACUCUGAAUGUAUUGUAUUUAUUUUAUAGUAUUUAUGUAUUUCAUGGUCAUUUGAUUGAAAGCAGACUGUGUAGCUGUGAACAGAGUUCAUUCCUAUGUUCAGAUUAAAAAGGGCUCUUUGUAUUUGGUCUUGCCCUAAGACCCACUCUAUCAUCACUGAGUACUUAGAUAAGUGCAAUGUGCUGCAGACCAAAAAGAUUAUGUUUUAAAGCAAUCACAAGAGGUUUCAGUUGCUUCUGUUGAAAAACAUUUGCAUAGAGCUGGCAAGCUUGCCUUGCCAAAAGGGUAUUCUUUACCUCUGCAGACAGUGAAAUUGUCUCAAUUUCACUCCUGCCAGCAAGCAAAGCUGGCAAAUCAAAGCAACACUCUGUUAAAGUUCUUGGAAAUGUAAUCUGAACAGUUAUAAUUUUUUUCUCAAAGUCUUUGUGCCUUUUUUUAGACUGUAGAUUAAAUAGUACUGUUUUAUUUUUUACUAUUUUAAGCCCAUAACAUAAUUCACAGCAUAAUGGGUACUAAUGGAGGUUCUUUUCCCACAAGCCUUCUAUACAGUUCCGAGUGCUCCUCAAGCAGCAGGGCUGGUGGUUACUGAGCACUUAUAUUAAGGGCACAAUUUUUCAGCAUUAGUAGAAACUUGCUGUUGAUGCAAUGCAUUUGGCAUGGGGAGAUCUUUUGCUUCCCUCUUGCUGAUGUAUUUAAGAAUAAUGGUUGACUCUACUGGACAGCAAGAAGUCUGUAUCCCAUUGGAAAUGUCCAUUUGAUACUUUAUCCCAAAUGCAAAUAGCAGGUUUGAUGGAAUUCUCAGGCUAGGACAGAAAUUGCCUGUCAUGGUUAGUGAAAGCAAAUACCCAGACAGUAUUACUCUUCUGUCAAGUAUAGAUGGGAGGGGAAAAAAAAAAGUAUUUUCAGGAAAUAAUGUGAUCUUGCUGGUCCUCUAAGGGAAAGGAAAUUCUUUUAGUGAAUGCUCUUUUUAUGUAGGAUAAUUUGGUUUCUUCAGAAGCAGCCUCCCUACACGAUGACACAGCAGGUAGGAGAGCUUCGGAUGCUCCUUUCUCUGGCUCUCUGGGAUGUGCUGCACUCACUGUUUGUUUCUGGCUGGUUUAAAAAAAGUAUUGAGGAAAGGGUGUGUGGGAGGCGAAGGCUUUGUUGUGACUUUAGAUGUGUGUCAGUUCUUUCCUGCAGCUGGAGAACUGUUUAUGCGCUGCUCGCGUGCUGUUUUAUUUCGGGAUAGGUGAUCCCUGGGACUGUUGAUCUGUCAGAAAAGUAAGUGUAAGCACAGGGUCAGGUGUCCCAUCAGCAAAUAGAGAACAAGAGUAAGCCCCCAGACAACAUCUGUGCCUGCCUGGCCUGAAUCCUGACCCAAAUUCUGUAGCUUUUGGCCCAUUCUUAUUACCAAGAUAAUUUCUCUUUUCUCCCAGAUGCUGCAGGAUAGAGUCACAGCAGGGAGGGAGCAAUUCACACUGUCUAUUUUAGGCUGCCUUUGGUUAUGGUAUGAUUCAGAAUACCUGAGUACAGGAGCUCAGGAUCCAUAUGUAGUAAAUAUAGACAGGUAGAGAAACCCCUGGGGACAAUUCAGAGCUGCCAGCAAGAUAUCUAAUAUUAGACAUGUGAAAAUGCUCUGGGGGACACUGCAGUUUACCUUAUGCACAAUUUAGGUUGAUUGUAUAUAUUAAAAAAACCUGUUCCUGGUUCCAGGUAAUGUCAUAAAGCCCUUUGACACCCCUCCUUGGCCAGUGACAGGAGCACGGGGUGCUGUUGGAAGGAGCAGCGUGGCCCCGGGGCGGAUGGCAGUGUCAGUCCCCCUUCUGCCCACAUGGGUGGUGAAAGCCCCUGGGAGGGGCAGGAUGAGAAGGGAUGGAUGCUGGGCAGAUCCCCUGCCUUCACCAACCCCUCUUGCACUAGGCACAAGUGGUCUGACCCUGCUGCCCCCAGCCCCAAAUCAGCAGCACUUUCUCCAGGGCAUCUCAGCAAUCUGAUUUUAGAAAAUAUCUGACUAUCUAAGGGGAGAUAUGAGAAAGAUGCAGAAGAUGUUGCUGAUCACAGGUUUUGUCUAUGCAGGGAUUUUUAAUUUGUCUGUGCAACUCAUCCAGCUGGCACCAGAUGAGUGUUUGCAUUAGAGAUGCCCAGAAUCCUGGGAAGGGUUUUGCAGGUUAUGGAGCCAUGGGUGACAUGAAGCUGGCCCAACCCAAGCACUCAGCAUCCCAAGCAUCCAUGCUGCUCCUAAUUUACUGAGGUACUUUGCCCAUCUUUACUUUGCACAAGCAGCCAGUGGCACCCACCUCCAUUGGGGCAAUGGUUUCCUUACACACCAGACCAUGGUUUGUCAUGGAUUCCCUCUUGGGGUUUGAUUCGGCUCCUGCAGCCUCUGGGAACAUUUCCAUGGUACCAGGAGCCUGAGGGAAGCUGGGGGAGCGCAGUUCCCUGCCUCCCUGCUCUGCUAAUACCUCUGUGAGCUGUUCUCCUCCACUCCCUGGCUGCCUCUGCAGGCAGCUGCUUGGCACCGUGGGAUGUGCAUCCCUAGCCAUUCCCAGUGGGGUUUGAUCUGGCACAGAGCCCUUCUUAAAAUAGGCAUGGAGAUGGAGUGAUGGGAUGCUGCUACUGGAGGAAAGCAGCUGGGGAAGGAGGGACCCUGUGGUUCUGAACAGAGUGUACAAACUGGGUGAAAUCCUGACAUAUUAACCUGCAAGAAUAUUGUGAUCAAUCUUGUGAACCAGUUACCAACUAGAAUACACUGUAUACUAUAUGAUAGACUUUUGUAUAAAAAAAAUUAAAGCUAUAGGUACAUUGUAAUCCUUGGUGUGAUUGAAAAAAGUGUCCUAGAUUGUAUUACUUAAUUAAAAUAAUGAUGAGCAUAUUGAACUGUUUUUCGUAUUUAUGCCUUAUAAACUUGAUAUAUUACACAUGAUAAAAUGAAACUGCAAGAACUAUAAGAAAAGAUACUCCAUUUUGGGGGCAAAUCCCAUUUGCUUUUUCUAAAAAAAGAGUCCUGCUUGAAAUGAGCUUAAUAAAUCAUGUGUGCAGAAGAGCAAGAGGAGGAUAUGUCCCCAAAUGACUUUUUAGGAUUUGUUUUUUUUAAUGGGGCUUUGGUUAAUGUACUAUGUAAUAAUUUUAUUUUAUAAUGUUACUGUACAAUGUUGCCUUUUGGUUCAUUUAAAUAUAACACCAAAUAAACUUGAAAAUUACAGCAUCCUAAGUUUUAAUGAAACAGUUAUAAUAA